This is a messenger RNA of Coccidioides posadasii C735 delta SOWgp, 2340 nucleotides long. It is a transcript of the gene COG3, whose product is annotated as Golgi transport complex subunit 3. Gene Ontology annotation, cellular component: cis-Golgi network; membrane; COG complex. Gene Ontology annotation, biological process: autophagy; intra-Golgi vesicle-mediated transport; intracellular protein transport. The record is from RefSeq and is a predicted model, not a curated record. NCBI's taxonomy places the organism in Eukaryota, Fungi, Ascomycota, Eurotiomycetes, Onygenales, Onygenaceae.
AUGUCGUCCUCGGCGGGUGUCCAACUUCCACCGAGCGACCCUCCCACCUCGCUCCCCAGCUCUGACAAAGGCGUAGUCGAGAAUGGCGAACCGAAGGAGAUUAAAAAUGAAUUGGAAUUUGCGCAGUGGUACGACACCGCCGGAGCGGAAUUGCUGGAAUUCACAUACGAGAAAUACCAAUCAUGCCUUGACGAGCUGGAGAUGACCACUGCCCACCUCGAUUCCCUUCUCCGUGAUAGCUCCUCGACUCUUGAUCUUCUAUCCAGCUUAUCCCGGUCUUUCAAGUCCGUUGAAGCACAGACGACCGCCUUCCAGCAACAGUGCGAAGGGUUGCUGGCCGCUGAGCAGCGGAGCGCUAAACUCGCGGAUGAUAUCCAGGAGAACUUGCAAUAUUAUGACUAUCUGGAUCCUGCAUCAAGAAAGCUCAAUGCACCAGGAGCUGGUAACUCGGUUCGUAGAAAGGACUUCUCUGAUAUGCUGCGACGGUUGGACGAAUGUCUGGACUAUAUGCAAGCACAUCCCGAACAAAAGGAAGCAGAGACAUACAGGGCACGUUACCGCCUCCUACUAACCCGUGCUUUGACCCUAAUCAGAGGGCAUUUUGUCUCCACGCUGCGAGAAAUAUCCUCAGGGGUAUCAAAGCGCAUCGCCGAUCGGCAGCUAAAUGACACUACGAUGUCUGCGUUGCUCUACGCAAAAUUUCGUGUAGGAGCAGCUGACAUGAAAGACAUCGGAUUAGAGAUCCAAAAGAGAGCCGUGCCGCCAUUGGAUCCCGAACAGGGCGCUGAAGCGGAGUAUCAGAGCUUACUUAACGAGCUUCAUUCGAAUUUCUCCGCGACACGAGGAAAGUUGAUUAUACCACUUGUCCGGAAGAGAUUGAAUGAUAUCGCGAAUGCACCUAGCACCUCGAAGGACCUUGUUGCCUUUGCGCGGACGAGUAUCAGCUAUAUUCGAGGAAUUUGCUUGGAUGAGUUCGACUUGUGGGGUCAAUGGUUUCACGGACAACAGGGUCUCUACGAUUUUCUAGAGUCUGUUUGCGAGCCAUUAUAUGAUCACCUAAGGCCUAGAAUCAUCCAUGAAACCCAACUGGUCAAAUUAUGCCAGCUAUGCAUACUCCUCCAGACUCGAUACCUCAUGGAUCCAGAAGAAGAAGGCGAAUAUCCUAACCCAAACCAGUUGGAUUUCUCUACUUUAAUCCAACCUGCCCUUGAAGAUGCACAGACACGUUUGGUCUUCAGGGCACAAGCAAUUCUAAGAGACGAUAUUGAGAAGUUUAAACCUAAACCUGAAGACCUUGACUAUCCCGCUCGAAAUAGAAGAGUUUCUCUCCCCGCAGCAGAUACUAAGGGACCGGCUACUUCUGGGAGAAAACAAUCCCAUAUUGACCCCACGUCUCCCUUGCCAAACCUGCCGAUGAUCGUUGACGAGGAACUUGAUUCUCCAGGGGAGAAGGGCCCUAGAUGGGACUUUGACUCUAGAUCAGUAUUUGAAGGCUGGUAUCCUACCCUGAGGAAAGCUGUCUGGUUAUUAAGUCGCAUAUACCGGCUUGUCAAUUCUACCGUCUUUGACGAUCUAGCUCAUCAAAUAGUCCACCAAACCACCAUCUCUCUCCAUCAAGCCAGUACUCAAAUCGCCGCCAAGUCCUCCCCAGCCGACGCCCAGCUCUUUUUAAUCAAACACCUCCUCAUCUUGAAACAGCAAAUCGUAGCUUUCGACAUUGAAUUCGUGUCUCCAGAAGUAUCCUUUGAUUUCUCUGGGGUGACAAAUACAUUCUGGGAACUUCGCGAACGCGGCGGUCUAUUCAACCCACGGAAUCUCGUCCGGUUGCUUGGCGACGGACUUCUCCCACGAGUCGUCGAGAAUAUGCUCGACGCGAAAGCUGAGUUAGACGGCAGACUUCGAACUGUAAUCAGUGACUUCACGAACUCCUUUUCGGCGAAGAUGACCACUCCGCUACCAUCUAACGAGACUUCUGCCUCACAGGCUCGUGGCGCGAUUGAGAAGACGUGUCAGGCUGUUCAGAAGGAAGUUCCUGAGCUAAGAAAGGUACUGAGCAGUUAUAUUGACGAUACUAGAACGAGGGAGACUCUGGUAGCUGCGGUGCGGGAUAGCGUUAUUCAGCUGUAUGAGGAUUUCUUUGAGGCGUACGCUUCUGCUGAGACGAGCAGUGAUCGAAUGGCGAGAAAAGCCGCUGGGAAAGGACGAGCGGAUGAGGUGUGGGAUGUCGAGACCUUUACUGAAUGGAGUGAAGGCGUCUUCUGCGUGGGGAUAUCAGGCCUGAGGGGUUCGGAAGAGGAUGUAGAAGACUCCGACGAUGCUCGCAGCGCAGGGAGUGUGUAG